GAGGAGAGGCGUGCGAGCGGGUUGGUCGGGAGGCCUGUCAAUCAGGCAGACAGCGUUCGUUCGGCCGCCGGUUGGUGUGUGGAGCGAGUUGAAGGCGCGGGAGUCCGCCAGCCAACGGUAAGAGGAGAAAGGGGAAAGAUGGCGAGCGGCCGGCGGCGUUGUUGUUGUUGUUGGUGGUGGUGGUUUGGCGGGACGGCCUGGGUCCAGUGCCUGGUCUGCCUCCGGGCUCUCACUUGGUUUUCCGCCGCCGUCCCGGGGGGCGGAGCGGCUCCGCUGGCCAUCGACACGUCCCGGUACUACGACUACGCGAACCUGACCGAGCUGCUGAGGGCUACGGCCGCCGCUCACCGCCCCCUGGCCCGGCUCUUCAGCGUCGGCCGGAGCGUCCAGAACCGCUCGCUCUGGGUCAUGGAGAUCUCGACGACGCCGCCGGGCCAGCCCAGCCCGGGCAAGCCCAAGUUCAAAUACGUGGGCAACAUGCACGGGGACGAGACGGUGUCCCGCCAGGUGCUGGUCUACCUGAUCCAGUACCUGCUGCAGAGCUACGGGCAGGACGAGCGGGUCGGCCGGCUGCUCGACGCCACCGACGUCUACGUCAUGCCCAGCAUGAACCCCGACGGCUUCGAGAGCUCGGUGGAAGGCGACUGCUCCGGCGAGCACGGCGGCAGGAACAACGCCAGAAACAAGGACCUCAACAGGAGUUUCUUGGAUCAGUUCGAGCUGGGGGAGGAGGAGGAGGAGGUGGAGGUGGUGGAGGAGGAGGAUGUGCCUGAAGUGGUUGCGAUGGAGAAGUGGAUUAAAGAAAACAAGUUUGUGGCUUCUGGGAAUCUCCACGGUGGGUCUGUUGUUGCCAGUUAUCCUUAUGAUGAUUCUGUAACUCACAAGCCAGUGGGAUACUACAGUAAGAGUCCUGAUGAUGAGGUGUUUAAAUACCUGGCAAAAAGCUAUGCUUCCAAGCACCCGGUGAUGAAAACUGGCAAGCCACAUUGCAGUAAUGACCCUUCCGAAGAAACCUUUACGGAUGGGAUCACAAAUGGAGCCAAGUGGUACGAUGUGAGGGGAGGGAUGCAAGAUUACAAUUACUUGCAGGGAGACUGUUUUGAAAUCACACUGGAACUCACCUGCUGCAAAUACCCGAUGGCCUCUGACCUUAGUAUGGAAUGGGAGAAGAAUCGUGAUUCCCUUCUAAGCCUAAUGGAGCAGGUCCAUAUUGGUAUUGCAGGAUUUGUCACAGAUGCUGUGUUUGGCUCGGGGAUUUCUAAUGCAGCUAUUGUAGUCGCUGGCAUUGAUCAUAAUAUUACAACAGGCAGUUUUGGCGAUUUCCACAGGUUGCUUGUACCAGGGACCUACAAUGUAACAGUUGUUGCACAAGGUUACAUGCCUGUCACUAUCUUCAAUGUUGAGGUGCUUGAGGGCCCAGCAACGCAACUUAAUUUCACGCUUCAACCUCAAGUAGCUGCAGAUAAUCAUACCUUUGAGACGACUACCUCCACUGAAUUCAGGACACAAAAUGUAUCAGAAAUGGAAGAUGAGCAUCAGUCUAGAGCCACCGAACCGGAGUCCGAAACCAAUGAACCUGCAAACUUCAGGCACCAUAAUUACGCAGACAUGGAGAUCCUGCUGAGGAAAUACGCCACAGACCACCCAGCAAUCACACGUCUAUAUACAGUUGGGAAAUCAGUGGAUCAAAGGAAUUUGUAUGUUAUGGAAAUAUCAGACCAUCCAGGCAUCCAUGAAAUGGGCGAGCCUGAAUUCAAAUACAUCGGAAACAUGCAUGGGAAUGAGGUGGUAGGCCGUGAGCUCCUCCUGAAUCUUAUUGAGUACCUCUGUAACAACUUUGGAACUGAUCCUGAAGUAACCAGUUUGGUGAAUAAAACAAGAAUCCAUAUCAUGCCUUCCAUGAAUCCUGAUGGAUAUGAGAUGUCAAUAGAAGGGGAUACAAGUGGUGUGGUUGGCAGAAACAAUAGCAACAACUUUGAUCUGAAUCGCAACUUCCCAGAUCAAUUCUUUCAAAUCCAUGAGCCACGACAACCAGAAACAUUAGCUAUGAUGGAAUGGCUGCAAAAGACUCCUUUUGUGUUAUCUGCUAAUUUACAUGGUGGUUCCCUGGUAGUGAACUACCCUUAUGAUGAUGAUGCAGAAGGCAUUAUUGUGUACAGUAAGUCACCGGAUGAUGCCAUCUUUAAGCAGUUGGCACUUUCUUUUGCAAAGGAAAACAGCCCAAUGUUUGAAGGUCAUCCUUGUAAAGAUAUGUACCCUGAAGAAUAUUUCCCUCGGGGAAUCACAAAUGGUGCACAUUGGUAUAAUGUACCAGGUGGUAUGCAAGACUGGAAUUACCUUCAUACAAACUGCUUUGAAGUUACUAUUGAAUUAGGCUGUGUUAAAUUCCCCCUUGCCAAGGAUCUACCAAAGUAUUGGAAGCAAAAUAAAAGGUCCCUCCUUCAGUUUAUAAAACAGGUCCACAAAGGUGUGAAAGGAUUUGUACUUGAUGCUACCAACAGAAAGGGGAUUUACAAUGCUACCAUUAUUGUCGCUGAAGUGAACCAUCCAGUGAGAUCUGCUAAAGAUGGAGAUUAUUGGCGUCUGCUUGUUCCUGGUGUCUAUAAGAUUACUGCUUCAGCCCUAGGGUAUAUCCCAAUGACAAGGAAUGUGACUGUAGUGGAAGAGGCUGUAGAAGUCAAUUUCACUCUUUCGCGUGUUACAGAUGACCAUGUCAGCAUUGGUGAUCAAGGCAUGACAAACUCUUCAGCAGAGCCUGGGGAGGAGUUUCAACAACUUGUAAGGAGUUUGUCUUCUGAAGAAGGAUUGAACCACCUGAUUUCAUCUGCACGUGUUGACCUCAGUCUCGACCGUUACCACGACUACAAAGACCUGUCUGAAGCUUUGUGUGGGUUACACAGUAACUACCCAACAAUUACUAAUUUGACCAGUUUGGGCCAGAGUGUGGAAGUUCGCCAUAUUUGGGCCCUGGAAAUAUCGAAUAAACCUGGAGCAAAAGAACUUAAGGAACCAAAGAUUAAAUUUGUUGCUGGAGUCCAUGGGAAUGCACCUGUUGGGACAGAGCUGCUUUUGGCAUUUGCAGAGUUUCUUUGUAUUCUUUAUGGGAAAAAUCAAGCCAUUACAAAGUUGAUUGAAGAAACGAAGAUUGUGAUUGUACCAUCAGUGAACCCAGAUGGCAGAGAAAUUGCCCAAGAGGGGCAGUGUAUGUCCAAAGUCGGGCUGACCAAUGUAAAUGGCAAAGAUCUGGACACUGAUUUCAUAGGAAACUCUUCCAAGCAAUUCUCAAAGAUGCAACCUGAGACUAGAGAGAUUGUUAAGAAUCUGAUCCUCAACCAAGGAUUUACACUGUCUGUUGUUUUGGACGGUGGCUCUCUCCUCACCACAUAUCCUUAUGAUAAGCCCGUACAAACAGUGGCGAAUGAGGAAACCCUGAAAUAUUUGGCAACUGUGUACUCUAACAAUCACCCCAAAAUGCACUUGGGUCAUCCAGGUUGUCCUAAUAACACUGAUGAAAGCAUCCCUGGUGGUGUUGUACGUGGUGCACAAUGGCAUGGUCACAUGCAUAGCAUGAAGGAUUUUAGCGUUACCUAUGGCCGCUGUCCUGAGAUCACAGUUUACACAGGCUGCUGUAACUUCCCACGUGCAAAAGAGCUUGCUACAAUUUGGCAGGAUAACAAGAAGUCUUUACUCAGUAUGCUUGUUGAAGUUCAUAAAGGCUUACGUGGACUGGUUACUGAUAAAGCUGGAAAUCCAAUUUCAAAAGCAGAUAUUAUUCUGAAUGAAGGCGUUAAAGUUCUGACUUCAGAGGCAGGCUAUUUCCAUGUUCUCCUAUCUCCAGGACCACAUCAUAUUGAUGCACUUGCAGCAGGAUACCAGCACCAGCGCAAACAGGUAUUCGUAUCUUCAUAUGAAGCUGCCACCUCUUUGGUAAUAGUUGUUGAGCUGGACAAUAAAUUGUUCGGCCUCCCCAGAGAACUGGUGGUGACAGCAGCAGGUGCAACCAUGUCAGCAAUAUUUGUGACAGCUUGCAUUGUUUGGUGUGUUUGCUCCAUCAAAUCCAAUCAUCAAAAGGACGGCUUUCAUCGUUUGAGACAACAUCGAGAUGAAUAUGAAGAUGAGAUCCGAAUGAUGUCGAUGGGCUCAAAGAAAUCUCUUCUCAGCAGUGAGUUUCAGGAUGAAACAGAGAGUGAUGAAGACACUUUGUAUGUUAAUAAACAUUAACAUACCAAGCCAGCCCUGCUGGACUGGCAGUAAUGUUCAUCCUUUUGCCAAGUAAAAUGAACAAAUAAGCAUUAAACCUAAUAGAGGAAUGCCUGAUCUACUGCACAUUGGUGGAAAUCUUGGAGUGAUUUCUGUGACAUUCUUAGUUGUCCUUUUGGAAAAAUAGAUGCUACAAGAAGGAAUAGCAACUUGCACCAUCAGUUGAGCAUUGCACGUAUCCUGAACUGACUGCUGAUCUUGUGCUGUGGUUAAAGGUCGACCACAUAAAGAAUGUUAUUGCACCGUAUCUACCAUCUGAGCCUCUGCCUGUCAUAAUACUGAGAAAUUAUGCCAACAUUGAAAGAUGCAGUAUACCUUUUACGUUUUUUUUAAAGAAGAGAAACGUGUAUGCUGAAUUCACCUUUCAAAUCAACAACCAUUCAUAUUUCCUUUUGGGAACGUUACUGUAUUUUGUACAAACAUAGUUUUGAGAAGAAAUGGGGUAAAGGGAAAUUGUGCAGUACUACUGCUGUGCCAUUUGUAUAGGUUGUACUUUUUACUUUUAAAGGGUGGACAAAUUUUAACCAAAGGUAUACUGCAGCUUUAUGUUGUUUAUGAAUUUUGCCAAUGCUGCAAUGGAGGCAAAGUGACUGCUGUAUGUGUUUGCCUACCCCACCCCUCUCCCAAAAAAAAGUAUGACUUUCAUUAAUUUAAAAUUUGGACUGUUCUUUUCCCCUUUGGCACCACUCAAUUGUAUUUCACUCCAUAAAAUAUAACUAGCAAAUAAAAUUAAAAAUAGGAACAGACUAAUUUGCUGAUAUUUACAUAAUUCAAAAGCUAAUGCAAGGAAAAAAAUUGUUUAAUGAAGUGCAUUUUUUUAACAUUGAAUGCAGUCUCAGCAAUUAUCCAUAGGCUGCAUACACUUGAAAGCCAGCCAAUUGUGGUAUUUGGAGGGGUGGGGGUGGGGAGCUGCAAAAUGGUGGGGGCUACAGAAGGAAGGAAAGAAAGCCAAAUGGACCAUUUUUGGAAAUGGUGUCUUCAAUUUUGUCAUGGGUGUCCUUUUUAUGUUUGAAUUUAUUCUUGAUGCACACUGGAUCAUUUUAUAGUUGGAGAAUUCUCAAUUACAAUUACAUAUGUUGGAGAACCGAACAUCUAAUUUUAAAGGUGCUCUUUUAUUGUAAAAAUUAUGAAGUAUUAUUAGUGAGGCAGUGAAGUUGCUUAAAUUGAAUCAUGAUGGUAGAGGUGGCUACUGAGAAUUUAUGGUCCUAUUGUAUGCUGUUUGAAGCAUAUUUUUUCAUAGUUUUUAUAAUCUGAAACUGGGUGUAAAUUUUUUUCAAUAUACUGUAGAGAUGCAUUGAAUUUGGGUGAAGGGUCAUAGAAUAACACACUCUGUACAGAUGAGUGUUUGUGUGUGUUCUCAGUGUGUGCCACUGAAUGUACACCUGAAUUGCCUAAAUACAGUAUAUGAUGAUCAUCAGAAAUACAGCAUUGCCAAAAACACCUGAUUCAUAUUGUUAGAUAUUAGACAAUUUAUUAAAAAUUAUUCACUGUACCUGAGUUUUUCCACUCCAUUGUGUUCGGAGAAUUACUUCAAAAUGUUAGUAUUGUCACUCAUUCAUUUGUACUUUUUUGCACAGGACUUUUUGUCAAUAUUGUGUAUUUGAUUAUAUACUGUGAUGCCUUAAAUUUUUCAUAUUGCUUUCAUUUUGUGGUGAUGUCACUGGAUUUCAGUGAAAGGAUUUGGCAUCUAAAAAUAAAUGCUUUAUCAAGCACAUUUAAGUUGUUUAUGGUGGUGUUUUCAGAGUUUAAACCAUGAUCACAUCUGAUUAAACCACUAGCUGUCCCCUUUGAAGAAAUUCCAGAUGGGAAAAGCAAAAGUAAAGCAACAAGCUUGGAUACAUUGUACAUGACUAUAUAUCAAGGGUGACUUAGAAUAGCUUUGAGUCAAAAUUGUGUUUCUUUUUUGUAUUAUUUAAUCACUAUUGCAGCGGUUGGAGGUGGGGUGGAAUCAGUUGGAAAAAAUAUCUCCAGUAAUGAAAUGCCAAAUAAAUAUAUUUUUUGUUUCAAAUGCUGCCUACUCCAACUGAUUCAGGUAACUUAUAAUCGGUGCUACUGUUUUACAAUGAAUUUUGAAUUAAAUUACAUUUUUCUUGCAA
Molecule: messenger RNA, 6356 nt
Organism: Carcharodon carcharias (great white shark)
Lineage: Eukaryota; Metazoa; Chordata; Chondrichthyes; Lamniformes; Lamnidae
Product: carboxypeptidase D-like
Exons: 21
Coding region: 139-4221 (1360 amino acids)
Biological process (GO): proteolysis
Molecular function (GO): zinc ion binding; metallocarboxypeptidase activity
Source: RefSeq, a predicted model, not a curated record